Molecule: messenger RNA, 711 nt
Organism: Acanthosepion pharaonis
Lineage: Eukaryota; Metazoa; Mollusca; Cephalopoda; Sepiida; Sepiidae
Source: the annotation of a GenBank genome assembly
AUGGACAUCCUUGACACCAGAUGGCUCUUUCAUACACCAACAUCGUCCUACCCGCAUUUUUUUAAACAAUCUGUAAUUUGUUACUGCCCGUUCAGACGUGAAUUUUACCAUGAAGAUCGUGAUUCUUUUUGCUUUGAUACUUGUUCUAGAAUCAAUUGUCGCUCUGUCACUGCCUGCAAUGGUCGUAUUAGCAAAGGAUUGUGCGGAUGCUGUGAUGUUUGCAUUGUGACUCUGCGUGAAGGAGAGGUAUGCAAUCCCUAUCCAUUUUUAGGUCUUCCCCCGCAUUCAGAAUGUGGAUUUAACCUGGUUUGUAGUAAACAUACGAUGACAUGUAUCAAACCUCUGAAUCUUUUCGUGGAUAAAUGUAAUGAAGAAAGGUCCAAAGCAAUGUUGAAAAUGCUCCCCGGAGCUUUUCUCCCCAGAUGCAGUGCUGAUGGAUCUUAUGCUCCUGUCCAGUGCAGGGGAUCAGUAUGUAAAUGCGUAACGAAAGAUGGGGAAGAAAUCAACGGAUUUCAAGGGCGUAUUCAUGACAAUGACAUGAAUUGCAAUUGCGCGCGUGACCAGUCCGAUUACCAAAAAGAACAACUUCUGGAUUGGCUCUUCUGGAGUUCACAUCAGCAAAAUAAACUCGCUCAAUUGUUAGAUAAAAGACGAUUACCAAAACCACAGAUGACAGAUGAUUUCUUAGUUCUUAGUAAUAAACGUUCUUGA